Molecule: messenger RNA, 988 nt
Organism: Sesamum indicum (sesame)
Lineage: Eukaryota; Viridiplantae; Streptophyta; Magnoliopsida; Lamiales; Pedaliaceae
Gene: SIRB
Product: sirohydrochlorin ferrochelatase B
Molecular function (GO): lyase activity
Source: RefSeq, a predicted model, not a curated record
GCUUUUCUGGACUGGGCCUAAUCUACACUCCUUUGAGUAUUGGGCUUGAGUUGAUUUUUCUGAAAGAAAGAAAAAGGACUUUCUGGAGCUGGAGGAGAUGCCAAAAUGGAGGCAUCAUCAUCAUCUUCUUCUUCUUCCCUCACUUUCACCAGAAGAGAAUUUGGGGGAGGCCCUUGUUGGGUAAUUCCUGGUUUUGUGAAAUUGCCUGGAGACCCCUUCAAAACCAAAUAUUUAUCCUCAAGGUUCUGUUUCGCCACUGCUAAUGGUGGUGGCUUCAGGAAGGAGCUUAAAGGGGUUGGUCGAGGUGAUGCUGUCAUUAUUGUUGACCAUGGUUCGCGUCGCAAUGACUCCAAUCUUAUGCUGAAUGAGUUUGUGGUUAUGUUCAGAGAGAAAACCAAAUAUCCAAUCGUGGAGCCUGCUCACAUGGAAUUGGCUGAACCGUCCAUCAAGGAUGCUUUCAGUUCCUGUGUUCAACAAGGGGCACAACGUGUUAUAGUAAGCCCAUUUUUCUUGUUUCCUGGAAGACAUUGGCACCAGGAUAUUCCUUCUCUAACAGCUGAAGCUGCAAAGGAUCAUCCAGGGGUGCCUUAUGUCAUUACUGCCCCUCUUGGUCUGCAUGAACUGCUUGUGGAUGUGGUGAAUGACAGAAUCAAUUAUUGCUUAAGCCAUGUUGCUGGCGAGGAAGAUGAGUGCUCAGUAUGUGCUGGAACAGGAAAAUGCCGCCUUUAUAAUUAGCGGAAUAGUUUUUUGUGGGGGGCUUUGCUGAAACUGCAAUCUCUCAGCUAGAUUUGAGGAAUCAGCAAUUGCUGUAUCUAAACCACACUGCUCCACCAUCGGGGCUUGAACAUCUUGGCUCAAGCUAAGAAAUGUGUAGUUUUUGCUGUUCGCAAGUUGGAAAUCUGCUUUAAAAAUAUUCACUUUUGUGUACUCUUGACAUACCUAAGCUCACGCAUUCUGAUAUGUUUCCCUCGAUCGGAAUAGUAUGAUA